CGUUUGCCGUCACGUGACUCCCGAAUAGUCUAACGCCUACUUCCGUACACAAUGAAACACAGGGAUAGUUUUUUUUUGGUGCAUUUUUUUUUCUUCGCACGUUCGGCGAUAGUUUUACUCAACAUAAUAAUAACAAUAAUAAUAAUCAUAAUAAUAAAAAUAAAAAAAGAGUUAGUAAGAGUUAAUCACGUGUAUACAGAAGUAAUUUAUUAUUUUAUGAAAUAGUUGAUUAAAAAAAAAGUUUCUUCCGCCUUGCUUUAAUGUAGUGAGUUUUUAUUAUUAUUAUUAUUAUUAUUAUUAUUAUUAUUAUUAUUAAAAAUAAAAACAGAUCAUCAUGAAAGUAUUGAGACUGAACACACAUCCAGCCUCUGUGGCUUACUCCAUGACUACACUCGGAUCCAGUAUGAUGAACAGCAUUUUUAGUUUUUAUUACGUCAAGCUGUUCCUGAACAAGUACAAUAUAUCAGAAGGAGCUUUCCACAAGUCCCAGGUGGUGUAUCUGAUCUGGAACGCGCUGAACGACCCGCUCUUCGGCUACCUGCAGGACAACUCUCGCAUUUCCUGCUGCUCUCAGCGAAGGAUCUCCAUCCUGUACGGCGCUCCGUUCUACUGCCUGGCCUUCCUGCUCGCCUGGUUCCCCUGGCGAUCGUACGAGGCGGGGGAUUGGCUGAGCGGCUUGCACCUGGUCAUCACGCUGUGCGCCUUCGACGGCUUGCUGACCUUCGUGCUCCUGGCCCAGUGCGCCCUCUUCGCCGAGAUCUCGGAGAACCACCAGAACCGGCUGAGGCUCAUCAAGUACAGCCAGGUGGCGUCUCUCGUCGGCUCCUCCAGCGUGCUCUUCUGCGGCCUCGUCUCCGACAACAUGGACAACUUCUUCUCCUUCCAGCUGUUCUGCGUGUUCGUGGCGCUGCUGGGAUGCGCCUGCAUGGUCUACACGGGCUUACACAGCCAGAGCCGCUUCGACGCGAAGGUCACGGAGGCGAGUUCGCAGCAGCCGCCUCUGUCGCUCGCCGCCGUGGCUACCAUGACGCGCCAGAUCCUCACCAACCGCGACUUCCUGCUGUUUGUAAUCAUGAACUUUUUCCAGGUCUUCCUCUUAGCCUUCUUUAACAACUUCGCCAUGAUCUUCGCCGACCACCUCAUCCCGGCGGACGUCCUGCCGUCGCUGGCCAAGAGCCUCAUGUACGGAGCCGGAUUUAUCUGCCCCCAGUUACUGGUGUUGUGCAGUCAGAAUCUGCUCCAUGGGAUUGGGUAUUACCGCAUCAUCCUCAUCACCUUCGCUGUGGAAGCAGGAGGCGCCGCGCUGAUGCUGCUGCUCGGGUCGGGACAGUACUACUGCCUCGCUGUGUUCAUCACCGUCAACAUGAUUUUGAUCCAGGCUGCUUUCAGCCUCUUUAACCUGCCCCUGGCCGACCUCAUCGACUUGGACCUGCAGAAAUACAAGCGCAGCUCUCCGCUCUCAUCUAUGGUUUUCGGGACCAACGCGCUCUUCACCAAGCCCGCCCAGUCUUUAGCGCCCAUGUUGGUGGUCUCCAUUUUAAACCAGUACGGCUACGAGGAGCUGAAGGACGGGAGCGUUAUCGAUCAGAGUGCACUGGACGCGCUCCACAGCACCAUGUUCUACCUGGUCUGCUUGGUGCCGUUAUUCAUCACCGCUCUGCAGUUUCUCUGCUGGAAGCCGUUCUCAAUCAGAGACAGUCACACGAUUGACUCAAAGAGCCCUUGGGAAGAUUGAAGACGUCGUGAAUAGUGAGAUUAUACGUUAUUACAUUAAUGUGAUAUACAGAGAAAAGACAAAAACGUACAAAAUUGCACUGGACCUGACUUGAGUGGGAAGAAUUAUGAAAAUGAGCCCGAGUGGACGUGCCUCAUGCGAUGACAGAUGUCUGGUGUCAGUUCUAGGGGUGCCAAUAAUUUUUGCAAAGAAAUUAAAAAAAAAAAAACAUGCCCAGAACAUGUACUAGGAACUCAAAAAACCUAAACACUUAAAUCCCAGAUAAAACAUUACUUCUAUGAGAAGUCAUUCUAAACAUCAUCUAUAUUUUAUUGUCGUGUUUUAAAUCAUUUGCAAGAUGAUUAAAAAAAAACAAAAAAACUUCGUAAAGGCACAAAACCACUUCUCCCACAGGAUAUAACAUAAUCUUUACCAGUAUUUCCGUUUUCUGCAGGAUAUAAUUACCUGUUGUUGUUGUUGUUGUUGUUGUUGUUUUUCUUCAAGUCCUUUUAUAGUUGGUAAAAUGUGGGAUGUUUCACGACUCAUGAAGAUCUCUACAUUCUGUAAAAUCCUAAAGAUACGCCAGUAAUAAUUACAUCACACAUCCUUCAUGUUAAAUAAAAAAACACAACAAACACACACACACACACACACACACACAAAAAAUACAAACCCCUGACCCAGUCCAAACAGAGCUAAUAAUGUCCAUUUGGGCUCCGUUACACGAAGGGUGCCAAUAAUUUUGGAGUUCAGUUGAAAAAAGACUGACCAAAACUGAUCGGAGCUAGGAUCAGGUGACAGCACGGUGCAAGAAAGUCGGUUAGUCUCGAUUUCGGCUAGCCCCGGAGAACGUCUUACGACACGGGGCGUUUUCAUCGGUGGAUGUGAAAAACAAAAUGGAGGAAGGAAAACAAAAAGAACGCCUUUUCAAAUGUGCGCACUUCAGUGUGAAGGAGGCAUUACAGUGGGAAUGUUGUUGUGGAGGCUGUAUGGGUAUAAAUGUCUGGCUGAUGAACGGUACUAGGUGGUACUAAAGGUACCCUGGUUAAGAUUCUGCACUGUGGAUACGUAGAAGGGUGUGAGUUUAAAUCUCAGCACUGGCAGUAAACCAGUCCUCCAGGAACAGUGUAAACACUGAGCUGCUCGGCUGUGUGCUCGGAUAGGAUCGUAACGUGAUUUAAAAGUAAAUAAAUAAAUAAAUCAUCCUGGAUAAAAGCAGCUGGCUCUUUUGAAGCACCAGUGAGGAACCUAAGUGCACUUUACUGCAGAUGAAAACUGUUUGUGAUGUAGGAUGUAGGGAUAUUUUUUUUUAUUAUCAUUAAACAGUGACGUCAUACACUAUGAUCACCAGGUUCUACUGUGCAGGGGAAGAUUGUUUACAAAAGAAAGGUACUUUUAAGAAAUCCUUUUCUUUUUUUUUUUCCUACACCCAACGGGCCUCGUUUAUCAAGUCGAAUAUUGCGUAAUUAUUGUCGUAUAAUAUUCCGUAAUUAUCGUCGAGACGUCGUAUACGACAGGAUGAAGAUGAAUCUACGGUUAUAACGAAAGUUGUGAAGGAGGAACCGAAGAAACGUCCACACGUCACACACCUCAUAUGACUGGUCUGAGGAAUCGUACGAGCCAAUCGUUAGGAUUUAACGUUUUACCGCUUCAUAGAACUGAGACGCUUAGCAAGCGUGUGUCCGUUGUAGCCGAUGGCCGACACGCUGCAGUGGCUGAGCUGCGUUAAUGGAAAAUUUAGCACGUAACGCUUUCUCCUUUUAUAGGGUGCCGUUACUUUUGUUCCGCCCGACCGGCUAGUCUUAUUCGUCUUCAUUUAUGGAUUAAAUUUUGUUCGUGUCCAGUUUGAUAAACGAGGCCCGACACCAUUUUUCUAUACGUAUUACUUUUUGUAAUGUGACUUUUGAUGUAGGAUUGAUAUCCGAGGGAACAAGUGUAUUUUCUUUUUUAUUUUUUUUGGCAGAAAGGUGUGUUCAGUGUGGGGGGAAAAUAAAUCAUUACGUUGUGUAAGAAGCACAAAUAAAAAAAUAAAAAGUUUACUCCA
Ictalurus furcatus (blue catfish) is the source of this 3758-nucleotide messenger RNA. RefSeq names its product major facilitator superfamily domain containing 13a-like (gene mfsd13al). The transcript is spliced from 7 exons. The record is from RefSeq and is a predicted model, not a curated record. Bases 335 to 1735 code for a protein of 466 amino acids. Lineage: Eukaryota; Metazoa; Chordata; Actinopteri; Siluriformes; Ictaluridae.